AGUUGCCCACUUUUGUGUAUACAAGGCUUGGGUACAGAGAUGAAGCCAUGACAUUCCUGACACAGGUAGAAAUUACAGGCUGCCCCACAUUGCUUACACAGAGACAUGCAGCAAAUAUCUUCCCUCAUCCUUUUGAACCUGGCCGGGUUGUGUUUUUCAGCAGUUCCACCAACAGUAUCUCCACUAUUCAAUAAGUCGUUUGUGGUCAUAUGGAAUGCUCCCAUCAACAAAUGCAGUCAACUGCAGGUUCCAUUGGAUUUGGAUGUGUUUCAGGCCAUCACAACACCAGCUAAAGUCCUGAACCAAAUGCUGACACUCUUCUAUAAAAAUCGAAUAGGGCUCUUUCCUUACACAGAUGUCAAAACUUUGACACAGUACAAUGGUGGCAUUCCACAGAAAGGAAACCUAACUGCCAGUCUGGAAAAAGCCAAAAGAGAGUUCACCAAAUACAUCCCAUCAUCCAUACCUGGCCUGGCUGUUCUUGACUGGGAGGAGUGGGUGCCUCUGUUUGACCGAAAUACAGACUUAAGAGAGAUCUACAAGGUGCUGUCCAUAAACUACACCCUUCAGCAGAAUCCAUCCCUUACAAGCAAGCAAGCUACAUUGACAGCCAAAGUGCAAUUUGAGAACGCUGCCAGAAGUUUCUUGGAAGAAACGUUGCAGUUAGGAAUCUCAGAAAGACCAAAUUUCCUCUGGGGCUUUUAUUUGUUUCCUGAUUGCUACAACUAUGAUUUUGAGGAACAAAACUAUACAGGGAGAUGCUCUCAAACCACAACAGAGUUAAAUGCUGAACUUCUCUGGCUGUGGGAGGCAAGCACUGCUCUCUUCCCAUCAGCAUACAUGCCCGUUUCCAUAAGUGGAACUAAGAAAGCAGCACUAUUCAUUCGAAACCAGGUGCUAGAAGCAAUGAGAGUGGCAGAUAUGCCUCAGCGGCCCUACACUGCACCUAUUUAUUUGUAUCUGCGACCCCUGUUGAAAGAACAGAAGGAGAAAUACAUGCAAGAGGUUGACCUGAUUCAGAGUAUUGGUGAGAGUGCAGCUCUUGGGACUGCUGGAUGUGUACUAUGGGGAUCUAGUUAUGAUUUUAAUGACAAGGCAUCAUGUGAAUCCCUUUCUACAUACUUGUCCACCACGCUAAAUAAAUACAUCAUCAAUGUUACAACUGCAGCCGGACUGUGCAGUGAUCUGCUGUGUCAAGGUAACGGGCGCUGUGUGCGUAAAAGCUAUGACUCGGAUGACUACCUACACCUCAACAUAAACAGCUUUAAUAUAGAGAAGAUUGAUGGGAUGUAUUACAUUACUGGGGAACCUUCUAUCAUCGAUCUCACUGCCUGGGAUGACAAGUUCACCUGUCAAUGCUAUGAGGACAAAAUAUGCACAGCACAAAUUCCCUCUGGAUUUGAGUAUAGUGAUAGAACUGUCACUGGACACCUGACGGUACUGCUUGCUGCAUAUCUGCUUGGUGAAUUGUCAUAGUUUUCAAGAGAAUUACACAUUUUACACUGAAUGAAAUGAGGAAAUAAACAUUCCUGAGAAUUCAGUUAAGCAUCUUAACAACACUCAUUUCCUCCUGUCCUAAAUUCUGUAAUUAUAAAUGACUGCAUUCC
Messenger RNA from Neoarius graeffei (lesser salmon catfish), 1607 nucleotides. RefSeq names its product hyaluronidase-5-like. The transcript is spliced from 4 exons. Gene Ontology annotation, biological process: carbohydrate metabolic process; hyaluronan catabolic process. The record is from RefSeq and is a predicted model, not a curated record. NCBI's taxonomy places the organism in Eukaryota, Metazoa, Chordata, Actinopteri, Siluriformes, Ariidae. Gene Ontology annotation, molecular function: hyalurononglucosaminidase activity. The coding region runs from base 106 to 1476 and encodes 456 amino acids. Gene Ontology annotation, cellular component: acrosomal vesicle.